AUGAAACUUGAAAGUGUUUUAAUCUUUGUAAUCUUUAAUGCAAUAUUAUGGAGUUUAAUUAAUUCUGUUAAAAAUAAUAAAGUUCAAAAUGAGUUAAAUAGAGUUGGGGAAGUAUCAAAGAAUGUAAACAAAAACUCAACUAAUGAGGCUGAAUCUUCGGUAGAUCCUCAAAUUCAAGAACAUAAUGAGACGACUAAAAAUUCACAGGAAGACACAGUUGAAAAUAAUGAAAGAAAAUCAGAUAGAAAAAAAUAUUUUAAAAUCUACCGCCAAAAUAAUAGAGAAAAGAUUAUUGCAUAUAAUCGGGAUUAUAAGAAUAAAAAUAGAGAAAGGAUCCGAGAAAAUGCGAAGAAUAUUCAUAAGAAAAAUAGAGAAAAUGCCAUCUUUGUUGAGAAAAGAAAGGAAUAUUAUAGAAACUAUAAUAAAAAUUACUAUCAAAAUAAUAAAAAAAGAAUACGACAAAAUAAACAAAAAUACCGACAAAAAAUGAAAAAUGAAAAAGAAAUUGAGGAAAGUUCAAAGUUAAGAAACUUAGAAUCUGAUAAUAAUGAAGGAACUUCAUUUGUUAAUCCACAGAUUGAUGAUUUUAGGGAUAAAGGAAAAGAACCUAUUGUUUUCGAAGAGAGCUUUGAUACUGAAGAAAGAACUCUUUUUAAUCAAGGAGAGGAAGAAUUAGAAGAAAUCGAAGCAGAAACUAAUUUGCAUGAUUUAAAUGAAAUCGUGGUAGAGGAGCCAAACAACAUUCAAGAAAAUUAUCUGGAUCAGAUAAAUCUAAAUAAAAAUAUUUAUCGUUUUGAUCUGAACGAGAAACCUAAGGAUGGACAAGAGGACGAUUGA
Molecule: messenger RNA, 837 nt
Organism: Meloidogyne enterolobii
Lineage: Eukaryota; Metazoa; Nematoda; Chromadorea; Rhabditida; Meloidogynidae
Source: the annotation of a GenBank genome assembly